AUGGACACCUUACUCACCGCCGAGAUCGUGGCCAAUUCACCACAGUUCCGUCGCAAGUCGUCUAUCUUUGUAGACGCAAUCCAUGACUUGCCGGAAAAGGCGGAUCUCGCCCCAGCCCAGCUUUACAGCACUGAAUCUGGUCGAUUGUUCCAUUCAGGCCGAAUUGUGAUCAUCACCGUCGGCUUGCCCGCCAGAGGCAAAACACACAUAUCGGUUGCUUUGGCAAGAUAUCUGCGCUGGCUCGGUGUCAAAACCAGAAUAUUCCACCUGGGAGACUAUCGUCGUGCCACCAUUCCAUUUGGCGAGGAUAUGCCAGAUGAUUAUUUCUAUGUCAACGGUGAGUGUGGCAUCACUGGGUUCCCUGUGCCUCGCACUAAUACAUCGGCAAUAGCAACCGCCAAAUCCGUCUUAUUGCGCCAAAAGAUUGUACGGAAAUGCCGCGAAGACAUCUACCACUUUUUGAACCAUGAAAAUGGUCAGAUUGCAAUUUACGAUGCCGUCAAUCCUCUAGCUUCGGGUCGACGCUCUCUUGCCAAGGAGUUUGCAAAGCAUGACAUUGAGACCCUGUUCAUCGAGUCUCGAUGUGAUGAUGAGCGGAUUAUCGAAGAGAAUGUCCGCAGAGUCAAGAUCUCCUCCCCUGACUAUGUCUCGUGGAAAUCGGAAGAUGCUGUGAAGCAUUAUUUGAACCGCAUCUCUUCUCGCAUCCCCCAAUUCCAAUCCAUGGAGGAAAAGGAUCUGAACUACAUCAAGAUGAUCAACGCCGGCGAAAGACUGAUCGUCAAUAACCGAAGCUUUGGUUAUCUCUCCAAUCGCAUUGUCUUCUACCUGCUUAACCUUCACAUCAAAUCACGAAGGACUUAUUUCGUACGAGCCGGUGUCUCGCUGGAUGCUGAUUCCUACAAAGCCGAUGCUUCCCUGUCCGAACAAGGGGAGGACUACGCAAAGAAAAUGACGGCCCGUUUAUUAGCUCACCGAGAAGAAGAAAAGCAAACGAUGAUCGAACGUGGAGAGACUGGAUUUGAGUCUCGGCCUCUCAAGGUUUGGACAUCUACUCGACGCAGGACCAUUGAAACCGCCAAGUACCUCUAUGAAGAAGGCUUCAAAGUCCGGCAAAGAUCCCAGUUGAGUCAAUUGCACCCUGGUGUCUGCGAACAGAUGUCCGAGAAGCGUAUUCGUGCAGAGUUCGGGGAUGAAGUUUCCAAACACGAGCUUGAUCCCUACCACCAUCGCUAUCCCCGUGCCGAGUCUUACCACGACCUGGCUGUUCGUCUGGAGCCGAUCAUUCUCGAACUCGAGAGGGAGCAAACCGAUUUACUAAUCAUCGCACACGAAAGUGUCUUGAGAGUCUUGUAUGGCUAUCUCAUGGCCUGCAAUGCGGCCGACAUUCCGUUCCUUGAGUUCCCUCGCGAUGAAAUUAUUGAGAUUAUCCCCGAAAGCUAUCAGAAUGUGGCCCAGCAUAUCAAGAUCCCUGGCCUUCCAGAAGAGAUCAUUCCCGACUCUCCCGAGGAUCUCAAGAUCCCAGUUCCCCCCAGUGGAUUGGUGUCACCAAUUCAAGGGCUUGGUAGCCCCGAGGGUCAAAACACCCCGCAGAGUGGCUACCGGACACCGAGUGGGAUCAGAACACCACGUGAGCCUGAAAGAAUCUCACAGCAGCACGUCGAAGAUGUGGUUUAG
This is a messenger RNA of Penicillium salamii, 1674 nucleotides long. The record is from the annotation of a GenBank genome assembly. Lineage: Eukaryota; Fungi; Ascomycota; Eurotiomycetes; Eurotiales; Aspergillaceae.